GUCACGGAGGUCAUAUGCAAAUGUUCCAACACAGCAAGAUGGCGGCAAACUUUUGAAAUUUGCAAAUUGUUUGCUCCAGGCCACAUUCCUUCACUUUCGGACUUUGUCUUCCACGCUUCAUAGAUUUAGCUUUGUCAGAGCAGCAUCAUGUCCCACCUUGUGCGAGUAGCGAAUGUCCUGCGGGAUCGAGGCCUGCUACGGAACAGACUCGUGCUCGCGCUCAAACACGACUUACGGAAGCUCUCCACAUCGACAGCCAGGAGGAAGGAUGGAACCCUUAUUAAUCAGCCCCGGACGGCAUCUCUGAUUCUAGAAGAUGGAACAAAGGUCAAGGGUUACUCCUUUGGUAAUGAGAGGUCCAUGGCAGGGGAGGUGGUGUUCAACACUGGACUGGUGGGCUACCCUGAGGCUCUAACGGACCCGAGCUAUCGUGGCCAGAUCCUGACGCUGACAUACCCGAUCGUUGGGAACUACGGUGUCCCUGACACUGCACUGCGAGAUGAGAUGGGCCUCAUGCAGUAUGUGGAGUCUGACAGAAUACAUGUGGCAGGCCUGCUUGUCCAGGACUACUCCCACCACCACAGCCAUUGGAACUCUGUCAAGUCCCUGUCCCAGUGGCUGAAGGAUGAGGGGGUUCCUGCCCUGUACGGGAUAGACACCAGGAUGCUCACCAAACUCAUCAGAGACAGGGGAACUGUUCUUGGAAAGAUAGAGUUUGAGGGAGAUCCUGUAGAGUUUGUUGACCCCAACCUCAGGAACCUCAUGGCAGAAGUGUCCACCAAGGAAGUACAGAUUUUUGGGAAAGGCAACGCAGUGAAGAUUGUUGCAGUGGAUUGUGGGAUCAAGCACAACAUGAUCCGUAACCUGGUGAAGCGCGGCGCGGAGGUGCACGUCGUCCCCUGGAACCACGACCUCAUGAACGAGAGCUACGACGGGCUGUUCCUCUCCAACGGUCCCGGAGAUCCCGCGCUCGCAAAGGAAGCUGUGGAAAACAUGCAAAGGAUUCUGCAGGAGGAGAGACCUGAGCCCAUCUUUGGGAUCUGCAUGGGGAACCAGCUGACUUCUCUGGCUGCGGGGGCAAAGUCCUACAAGCUGCCUCUAGGAAACAGAGGCCACAACCAGCCUGUCCUGAACCUGCUGAACAAUCAGGCCUUCAUCACGUCCCAGAACCACGGCUACGCCAUCGACAACGAGACCCUCCCGCCGGGCUGGAAGCCCAUGUUCAUCAACGCUAACGACCUGACUAACGAGGGCAUCAUGCACGAAACACGGCCCAUCUUCACCGCACAGUUCCAUCCCGAGGCACGGGGAGGGCCUACUGAUACUGAGUUCCUGUUUGACAUCUUCAUGGACAUGAUCAGAAAAGGCAAGGGGACCACCAUGCCUGUAUCCUCAGUCAUUCCUGAGGGCAAACCUAAACCUGCUCCUGUCCACGUAAACAAGGUGCUGGUGCUUGGAUCAGGAGGUUUGUCCAUCGGCCAGGCUGGGGAGUUUGACUACUCAGGCUCUCAGGCCAUCAAAGCACUCAAGGAGGAGAACCUGCAAACUGUCCUGAUGAACCCCAACAUCGCUUCUGUACAGACAAAUGCUCAUGGAGAAAAACAGGCAGACCAUGUUUAUUUCCUUCCCAUCACUCCUGAGUUUGUGAAUGAUGUCAUCAAGAGAGAAAAGCCUGAUGGGAUACUGCUGUCCAUGGGUGGACAGACGGCGCUCAACUGUGGUGUUGAACUCUUUAAGCAGGGCAUCCUACAGGAGAAUGGGGUCCAGGUUCUAGGGACACCCAUCGAGUCUGUCAUGGCCACCGAAGAUCGGCAGAUCUUCUCAGACAAACUCACUGAAAUCAACGAGAAGAUUGCGCCAAGUUUCGCUGUAGAAAGUGUAAAAGAGGCCUUGGAAGCGGCUGCUGAGAUAGGCUAUCCCGUGAUGGUGCGUGCUGCAUAUGCCUUGGGAGGCCUGGGCUCCGGGCUGGCAGAAGACCGUCAUAAACUGAAAGAUAUUGCCACAAAGGCGUUCGCCAUGUCUAACCAGAUCCUGAUUGAGAAGUCCCUGCUGGGGUGGAAGGAAGUUGAGUAUGAGGUGGUGCGAGACUCGGCUGACAACUGUGUCACCGUCUGCAACAUGGAGAACUUCGACCCUCUUGGGGUACACACUGGUGACUCUAUUGUGGUGGCACCAAGUCAGACUCUGUCAAACUACGAGUACCACAUGCUGCGAGAGACCGCGAUCAAGGUUGUCCGCCAUCUUGGCAUCGUGGGAGAGUGUAACAUCCAGUACGCGCUGCACCCCCAGUCACUGGAGUAUUGUAUCAUCGAAGUGAACGCCCGUCUGUCCCGCAGCUCUGCGCUGGCCUCCAAGGCCACAGGAUACCCCCUGGCCUUCAUCGCAGCCAAGUUGGCCGUGGGCCGGCAGCUUCCGGAGAUCAAGAACGCCACGACACAGUCCACCACGGCGUGCUUCGAGCCCAGCCUGGAUUACAUCGUCACCAAGAUCCCGCGCUGGGACCUGGACAGGUUCCAGCUCACCUCCAAACAGAUCGGCAGCUCCAUGAAGAGUGUCGGAGAGGUGAUGGCGAUUGGCCGUACAUUUGAGGAGAGUUUACAGAAGGCCCUGCGGAUGAUCCACCCGUCCAUCGAGGGGUUCGUGUCCCAGCUGCCCAUGGGGAAGUCCUACCCAGCUGACCACAACAUGAGCGAGGCCCUGCGUGUUCCCUCCAGCACACGGAUACAUUCCAUUUGUAAGGCCCUGUAUGAUGGUUACACAGUAGACCAGAUCCAUGACUUGACGGCCAUCGACCGUUGGUUCCUGCACAAGUUGGACAGCAUUGUGAACAUGGAGAGAAACCUCAGGACAUACACCAGGGAAAGCGUUCCAUCUGAGAACCUUGAGCUCGCUAAGAAGGCAGGUUUCUCAGACAAGCAGAUCGGGAAGGCCCUGAACCUGACGGAGGCGGACAGUCGUCAGCUGAGACUGGAGAGGAGCAUCAAGCCGUGGGUCAAGCAGAUCGACACCAUGGCAGCCGAGUAUCCCGCCAAGACUAACUACCUGUACUCUACAUACAACGGCAUGGAGCAUGACCUGACCUUUGACGACCACGGGACCAUGGUGCUCGGCUGUGGGCCUUACCACAUAGGUAGCAGUGUAGAGUUUGACUGGUGCGCUGUGUCAGCUAUCAGGACGCUUCGUGAGCUCGGACACAAAACUGUUGUAGUGAACCAUAACCCAGAGACAGUCAGCACUGACUUUGACGAGUGUGAUCGUCUGUACUUCGAGGAACUUUCUUUGGAGAGAGUUCUGGAUAUCUACGAACAAGAGAAGUGUCAUGGAGCCAUCAUCUCAGUGGGUGGACAGAUCCCCAACAACCUCGCCAUGCCCAUGUACAAGAACAACGUCAACAUCCUGGGUACCAAUCCCGUCAUGAUUGACAAUGCUGAGGACAGGUCAACUUACUCAGCUAUCCUGGAUGAGAUUGGAAUUGAGCAGGCACCAUGGAGAUCCUUGUCUUCUCUGGAUGAAGCUUUAGAGUUUGCUGCUAGUGUGGGCUAUCCCUGCUUGCUGCGACCAUCCUAUGUCCUGAGUGGCUCUGCUAUGAAUGUUGCAUACGGACCAGAGGAGCUGACGAAAUUCCUGGAGGAGGCUUCCAGAGUCUCAAAUGAACACCCUGUUGUGAUCACCAAGUUCAUUGAGGGCGCCCGCGAGAUUGAAAUGGACGCUGUAGCAAAGGACGGCGUGGUUGUUGCCCACGCUGUCUCAGAACACGUGGAGAAUGCAGGUGUGCACUCCGGUGAUGCCACACUCAUCCUCCCCACUCAGACUAUCAGCCAGGAGGCUCUCAACAAGGUUCGGGAGGCGACCCGUGGGAUUGCCAAGAAGUUCUGCAUCUCUGGUCCCUUCAACACACAGUUCCUGGCCAAGGGAGACAAAGUCAUGGUUAUUGAGACAAACCUGCGAGCGUCCCGCUCCUUCCCGUUUGUCUCCAAGACGAUCGGAACAGACCUGAUCGACGUGGCGACCAAGGUGAUGAUCAACCAUCCCCUGGACCUCCCCUCCCUCCCCACCCUGGAGACCCCGCAUAUUCCCCAGGGGUAUGUGGGCAUCAAGGCACCAAUGUUCUCCUGGCCACGCCUGCGUGACGCGGACCCCGUGCUGCGGUGUGAGAUGGCGUCGACCGGCGAGGUGGCGUGUUUCGGACCAAACGUGCACUCAGCGUUUCUCAAGGCCCUCCUCUCCACCGGCUUCAAGAUUCCCAAAAGAAGUGUCCUCAUUGGCAUUCAGCAUUCCUUCCAGCCCAAGUUUCUGCCCACUGCAUUCAAGCUGAAGAGUCUUGGCUACAAGCUGUAUGCCACGGAGGCCACAGCUGCAUAUCUGAACGCACACAAGAUGGACGCCUCACCUGUCGCCUGGCCCAUGCAGGAGGACAGCAGCUCCAUCCUGUCCGCUACAAAGCUGAUCCAGGAGGGUGAGAUUGACCUGUGUAUCAACCUGCCUAACAACAACACCAAGUACGUCAAGGACAACUACCUGAUCCGCCGUGCCGCUGUGGACUCUGGGGUUCCUCUCAUCACUAACUUUGAGGUUACGAAGAUGUUUGCAGAAGCGCUUGAACAGAUGUACGGGAAACUGGAUGCCACCAGCCUGUUCCACUACCAGAAACAUGCCAAGAAGAUGGUGUAAAUCAACAGGAAAUCAGCCGCAAUCUUAUAAACUAUACCUCAUACUCCAAAAUUUUCAUAAACUUAAAAUCAAUUAUUUGUUUUUUUUUAUAGAGACAGUAUAUCUUUGAAUUUAUAUGCUUUCCAGACUUAGAUGAUUUAUGGGUUUAAUAUUUGGGGAUAAUGGUUUCUGAGGGAAAAAACUUAAGACUCCAAACUGUUUGUGGACUGCUUGAGCCACAUAGAAUCAUAUUGUAAAGCUAUUUCGAAACACUUGCAUAUACCAACACAACAUGGGCACUGUAGUCAAGCCGCAAAACAAUUGUUGCAAGAAACAUUGUUUGUAAAUGUGCAAAUAUUCAAAUUAUAUUCUCUGCCCGCUAUCAGAAAAAUGUCUAAAAUCUCUUUAUCUGUCAUUAGAAAAAAGCAGACUGGUAUCCAUGUCAGUCCUCUAAAUUGUGAGAUUAUAUAUUUCUGUGGACAUGGAUUGGUAGGCCAUGUUGGAAAAUGCCAAAGAUACCCAACCCUAACCUUGCGAGUUCAGUGAAAAACUAAUAAAAUUAACAUGGCUAAUUGUAACAUCUUUUACCAAAGGACAAAGCCAUAUUCUUUCUAUGCUUGCACCCUCCAUGGGAAGCAUGGCAGUAGCUGCGCAAGACCGCAACCUUUGGAGGAAGUAUGCUCGACGAGUCGACCAAUGCAACAGUGUUGCGGGAGGGUCUAAGGUCUAAGGUAAGGUCUUGCACCCUCCACUUUGCAAAUUGCCCAUAUUUUUCUGUACUGUAAUCUGGCAAAAGUGCUCAGAAAAUGAAACAACCAUAGAAAAAUCAUCUUUAGGUUUUAUGUGAAACUUGUGCAAACCACAUACCAGUAUGUUUUGUGCAGAGUUAGGAAGAAAAUGUACUUAAUGCUCAUGAUUUGUUUAAACCCAAAUGGACCAAUAUAAGAACUCUGCAUCAUCUAUCAUGAUAAGUUAAACCUUAAGAUGAAGCUGUAACAAAAUAUUACAACAAGACGAGAUUGAAAUAUGUGGACAUGACAAGUUCAAGUACAAUUCAAACUGAAUAAUAAUUUCUUGUAUGUUGUGAACACUGUAACAAAAGAUUUCAACAAGACAAGAUUGAAAUGAAUUCAGAAAGUAGUUAAGGAAACAAACUAGAUUGAUCUGUCAGAUACAUUAUGUUCAAUUCAAAUUCUAUGACUCAUAAUUCCUUGAUGUUGUAAACACUGUACUUUACGAUUGUGACGUGCUGCUCCAAAAUGGCCACCAUAACUGGAAUCGGGAGUACUGUGAACCUCUGUAGUUCCAAAUGAAGUUGCCGUCCUUGUGAAACUAUUUACACCAGAAGUGUUGUCAGUCAUACAGUGUCUAAAAUGUGCACAAUAUUGUCACAUACAGUCAGAUAUUGGUAUUGAUGUCUAGCACAAAGAAAUCUAUAGUUAUGGUGAGAUAACAUAGUAGUAAACGUAGAAAAUGUGUAACUAUUCUAUAUGAGAGGUGAUUGUUCUGUUAACAUGUUAGGGUGAGAACAAGAUUAUGGUGAUAUGAUGAGUCGCUGCAAAGAUCAUCCUAAAACUAGAAACCGAAGGUGCCAAAAAUGCUGGGGAAUCAAACAUGGCUGUUGACUGCUUGUUGCAACUUGGUAUACUCAUGGAAGUCCGUGGAAAACGCAACAGUAACAAAGCCAGUGUUGUUUACGGAGUAUAGCAGAAUAGACCCUGUGAAUUAAAGUCAUAACAUAGCAAGUUACUUUUAGGGUUUAGAAAAAGAAAUGUGUUGAAAAUGUUGCAUAGUAACAACUCCCCAUGUGUGAACCAAGUUGCUAUCAGUAGUCGAAGAACAGAAUAAUACAAACAUGGAACACAAUAUAGUCGCAAUACAGGAACGGAAGAUGUAGAGUGAAGAUAGGAUUUUACAGAAUCAAUGAUACAAACAUUAUGUAGCUAUUGAAGGUAAAUUGGUGUAGUUUUGUGACUGUGAAGUACAUCCUGUCAAGCCUUGUACAUGCACACAGGUUGGUAGUAGUUGUCACAGUGCAGUACAUGUUGUAGUUGUCAGAGGGCCUCGUGACUCCAUGCAUAUCGCAGUUGACUUGACUGAACCCCACCUGAAGUUUCUUUUAAGAAUUUGAAGGAGUGUUUGCUUGCAACUGUAGUUGUAAUUUCAUAGAUAACCAUUUGAUAAUGUAUCUGUGCAUGUUAGCUUACAUAAUAUAUGCAUUGUAUGUUCUCUGAUGUCAUAGUAGUCUAAUGUGGUAAAAGUAUGCUCUUUUUGUAUCCUCUAUCAUUAUUAACGUUACUGUUACAUGUGUAAGUAAAUAAGGGACUGUUCACUGAUUUCUUGGAAAGGCUGUAUCAAAAACUUUUUAAACAUUCAAGAACAGGCAAAAGUUCUCUCAAAUAUUUUUUGUACUGUUUAUCUGUUGUUCUGUCAAUGAAAAAAAUAAUUUCUCAUGAAGGUCAACUUUUGUUACAGUCCCCUCCAAGACAUAUAGUGAUUCAUCCCUAAAGUUAGGUCACCAGAGAUGUUAACAUUUACAAUUUGGAAUUAAAAAUGAUGUCUGAAAUCG
Branchiostoma floridae (Florida lancelet) is the source of this 7219-nucleotide messenger RNA. RefSeq names its product carbamoyl-phosphate synthase [ammonia], mitochondrial-like. The transcript is spliced from 37 exons. Bases 148 to 4671 code for a protein of 1507 amino acids. Lineage: Eukaryota; Metazoa; Chordata; Leptocardii; Amphioxiformes; Branchiostomatidae. The record is from RefSeq and is a predicted model, not a curated record. Gene Ontology annotation, molecular function: carbamoyl-phosphate synthase (glutamine-hydrolyzing) activity; ATP binding; metal ion binding. Gene Ontology annotation, cellular component: cytoplasm; carbamoyl-phosphate synthase complex. Gene Ontology annotation, biological process: 'de novo' pyrimidine nucleobase biosynthetic process; L-glutamine metabolic process; L-arginine biosynthetic process.